AUGGCCUGCAAAUCCUGGCAUGUCGCCUCACCUGGUACCUUGACACUCAAGGAGCACGACAAAGUCCCCACACCAGGACCAAAAGAAGUCCUCGUCCGUAUCAAGGCUGCGGGGUUCAACUACCGCGACGUCCUAGUCGUGAACCAUGACCCAGCAUACCCUCUCACUCCAGAGCCAGACCUGGUACCCUGUUCCGACGGCGCCGGCACAGUCGAAGCAGUUGGCUCGGAAGUCUCGAGAUGGAAAGAAGGUGACAAUGUCAUCGUCUUUGCCAGUAAGUGGUACAAUGGGCCUGACUUGCAUGGAUUCAAGAUGGAGGAUGUGGCAGGCUCGGGGUACGAGCAAGGGACCUUGACGCAGUAUAUGGUGCGUGAUGAGGAGAGGUUGUUUCGUGCCCCGGAACACCUGAGUAUGGAAGAGGCCUCUACGCUGUUCACAGCUGGUGUGACGACUUAUCGUGCUCUAUUUCAUGGUCCGAAGCUGGUGGGUAAGGGGAUGACGGUUCUUACGCAGGGGACUGGUGGAGUGAGCUGUUAUGCUAUCCAGCUGGCCGCCGCUGCUGGGGCUACAGUGAUCGCCACUUCGUCGUCAGACGGGAAGCUCGACAUUGCUCGUAAACUAGGCGCAACUCACGUCGUCAACUACCGCAAUACGCCAAAUUGGUCGGAGCGUGUGCUGGAGCUCACGGGCGGCAAAGGCGUUGAUCUGACGGUUGAUGUGGUGGGCGCCGAGUCGAUUGAGCAGACGCUCAAGUCCACGAGCUUUGGGGGAGUCGUCGUGGUUGUGGGAUUGCUGUCUCAGGAGCCGAACUUCAAGGUCGACAUCAUGACCGACAUUCUUUAUGGAUCGAAGACUAUGGUCGGUCAGCUAGGAGCCGGCAGCAGAGACAUGGCAGAAGGGCUUGUGGAUUUCAUGGAGAAGCAUGACUUGAAGCCAGAGAUUGCAAAAACCUUCAAGUUCGAGGAGGCGGUCGAGGGGCUGCAGGCUGCAAGUAAAUUGACUGCGCCUGGGAAAGUGGUGAUCAAGGUAUAG
Recurvomyces mirabilis is the source of this 1032-nucleotide messenger RNA. RefSeq lists its product as uncharacterized. NCBI's taxonomy places the organism in Eukaryota, Fungi, Ascomycota, Dothideomycetes, Mycosphaerellales, Teratosphaeriaceae. Bases 1 to 1032 code for a protein of 343 amino acids. Gene Ontology annotation, molecular function: oxidoreductase activity. The transcript is spliced from 2 exons. The record is from RefSeq and is a predicted model, not a curated record.